This is a messenger RNA of Seminavis robusta, 1161 nucleotides long. NCBI's taxonomy places the organism in Eukaryota, Bacillariophyta, Bacillariophyceae, Naviculales, Naviculaceae. The record is from the annotation of a GenBank genome assembly.
AUGUCAUCAUCUGGUCGUCGCUUUGUAUUCACCCUCCAUCACUGGACUGAUACUGAUUGGGAAUAUCUACCUCGACUCUGUGAUGCUAACACUGACAUUGAGUACAUGAAGGUUGCAAAGGAGACAGGUUCCGAAGGAGACACUCCCCAUCUGCAAGGCUGUGUCCAAUUUGUCCGAGAUUUCAAACAACGCGAGUCUAAAGUGUCUAAAAUUCUAAUGGGUCCGAAUAAAGAUAUAACACGCCCUGAUCCAAAGAACCCAGGUAAACACCUGAAACAUCAUUACCAUGUAAGACUCAUGCGCGGCUCCACACAAAAAGCUGCAGACUAUUGUGGCAGCAUUGCCAAAGAAGAAGGCUGUGAAAUCUUCGAAUAUGGUCAUCUAAAGGUUGUCAAGCGCGGGGAACGUUCGGACAUCCAUGAUGUUCAAGAAGCGAUUAAGAAAAUGGCUCAAGAAGGAACCCCUUUCGUUGAAGUGGAAGAGACCUUUCCAAAGUUCUUCAGUGAAAAACCAGAAUGGGUCCGACGGCUUUACAACCGGUACCGUAAGAUCCGCCAAAACUUUUUUGAGGAGCAUGAAAUGUUUAAAUGGCAACGGGAACUGGUAGAAUAUCUGAAUGACUAUCCACCAGACCCUCGUAAAAUCAUUUUCAUAGUAGAUGAAGAAGGCAACGGCGGCAAGUCUGAAAUACUACGAAACAUCGAGUUCCUUUUUCCCAAGAAAGCAGUGUUUGGUCUAGCACCCCAAGAUGUGGUUUCAAUGUCGUCUCUUUACCCUGACGAUGGCGCCGACAUAGUCAUCAUGGAUUGCCCACGCCAACAACAAUACAAUGAUUUAGCCUACAAAUUCCUUGAGCAGGUGAAGAAUGGAUCACUUGUUCAGACUAAAUACCAAUGCCAGCAGAAGGAAUUCAGAAUCCCCCAUGUUGUUGUUCUUAUGAAUCGCCGCCCAAAGACAGGGACGUCCAUUCUCUUUGAGGAUCGUUAUAUCAUUAAAGAGAUUGAAUUGGAACCCGAUGAAAAAGAAAGACUCCAUUCUCAGCAAACCGCAGCCCUCCCACCUUAUCUUGCAGAAUCGGUAACCCGAACCCGUGAAAUACUUGCUGAAUGUGAAGAAGUCAAGGAGGCAAAGCGGGCACGUUACUCAUUCAAUGAGCAGUAG